Ectocarpus siliculosus is the source of this 2916-nucleotide messenger RNA. The record is from the annotation of a GenBank genome assembly. NCBI's taxonomy places the organism in Eukaryota, Phaeophyceae, Ectocarpales, Ectocarpaceae.
AUGGCGGCGUCUGAUCAAGACGACGGUAUGGGUGCUGCCGGAGUGCACACACCCCCACGAAGGAGAUCUGUCGGUCCCGAGGUUGCUGCUCCGGCCUCUGGCGCUGACCCCGUGGGACAAUGGGCACCGAGUACGGGUUCGAAGCAUGCAGCAGCAUCAUCAGCAGCAAGCGAACAAGGACGGACGCCGACAACAUAUUCGUCUAUGAGAGAGGGGGGGCAAGGGGGGCGCGGCGGCGGCGGCAGGGGGGUGCGCAGACGGCGCCCCGGGGAAGGGAGGGGGAGGGGCGCGAGGAGAGGGACCAAGAAAGGGAGGGCCGCGUUCGCCCGCUCCCGAGACUUCGUGGUGAAGAUCAGGGGCAUGUCGCGGUGGAACUGGCGAGGGGUGAUGCGGGAGCUGGAGGAGGCGGAAACUGCAGAGGCCAAGUUUGGGGAGGCGGAGAAGGGAACGACGGGCGGCAGCGACGGCAGAGUCAGCAGCCACGCGUACAACAGCUGCCUCAUGCACCUGGCGAAGUGCUCCCGGUGGCGCGAGGCUCUGGCCGUCUUCGAGAGGAUGUGGGCCCGCGGCGUCACCCCGAACUCCUUCUGCCUAAACGCUACCCUGGAAGCCUGCACGGCCGCGGGGGAGUGGAAGCGGUGCCUCGGUCUCCUCGAGCGAGCCAAGGGCGCAGGGCUGGAGGUCAACGAGAUCAGCUACAACAUCUGCAUCGCCGCGUGCGGUUCCGGCAAGCAGUGGCAGAAGGCCCUGGGCCUGCUGCGAGAGCUAGACGCAGCGGGGAGAGCGGGAGCGGUGGUGCCCGGCGGGAGGGUUCCGCUACGGCCGACGGUCGGCACGUACGGGGCCACGAUGCGCGCCCUCGGGAUGUCGGGGAAGUGGCGGGAGAGCAUGGAAGUGUUUCGGGAGCUGCAGGGCCUGGCGGGUCAGGCCUCCGGCGAGGGAGAAUGUGGGUGCGUUAUCGCCGCCCCCGACGUCGUGACCUACACCACCCUCGUGGCCGCGCUGGGCGAGAACGGCCGCACGUCGGAGGCGAGGCAGGUCUGGCGGGAGAUGGAGGAGGCCGGCGUGGAGCCGAACGCCAUCACCUACCACGCCAUGAUCGCCGCGCACGGGAACGCGGCCGCCGCGAAGGUGGCGUCCUCCAGCGCCGCUGCUAGCGCCGCCGCUGCUAGCGCCUCUGCUAAUAGCGCCGCCGCCGCUAGCGCUUCCGCAUCUGCUAGCGCCGCCGGGAGGCAGCGGCCGGCGGCGGCGGCGGCGGCUGCCCCGCCUAGCCCCCGGACGGCAGACUGGGCCGAGGCCCUAGCUCUCUUCGACCAGAUGCCCCGGAAGGGCAUCCAGCACACGCCCACCAGCUACAGCACCGCCAUAACCGUGGCCGGGCAGUGCGGGCUCUGGGAAGAAGCGGUAGCUCUGCUUGACCGCAUCAGGCGGGAUCGGAGAGACGACGACGCCGAGCGCGGUACUCCGGGAGGAGCGGGGGCGGCGGGGGGGCCGAGGGGCCGGCGGGGGGCCGUAAACAACUACGUCUACGCGGCGACGAUUACCGCGUGCGGGAACAACGGGCAGUGGGAGCAGGCCUUGAGGCUGCUGCGGGAGAUGUCCGAGGCGGGCGUCGAGGCCGACGCGCUAACCUACAGCGCCGCCAUCUCCGUGCUCGCGAGGGAGGCCCGGCUCCCGGAGGCGUUCCGGCUGAUCAGAGAGAUGUCGGAGCGCGGCCUGGCGACGGUGAGCGGGUCGGCCUACGACAGCGUCGUCGGGGUGUACGGGAAGACCCCCGAGGCGGCCGCGGAGCUCGUGGCCCUGGUGAGGGCCAUGGACGUGCCCGACUUCUUCGCGUACAGCGCCGCGAUCGCCGUGUGCGCGGCCGUCGCGGGGGUUGUGCCGUCCACGCCCGCAGCGGCGGCGGCGGCGGCGGCGGCGACGGCUCAACCUUUGAAAGAAAACAACGCGACAAGCGUUGAUAGCAACGAGGCGCCGAGCUCGCUGUCGGCGGGGGAGGCGGCGGCGGAUCACCCUUCGACAAACAGCGCAAGACCCGUCGUCCCAAACGAUGGCAUCGAUGCGCCGCGCUUGCUCAGGGAGAUGUCGGCGUCGGGUCUCCGACCGGACGAGGCGUGCUUCACCAACGCCCUGUCGGCGUGCCGGGAUCGCAGGCAGGGGAAGCAAGCCCUUGCCAUCCUCAGAGACAUGGAGGCGGCCGGCGUGACUCCCGACGGGGUAGUAUACACCCUGGUUAUGGCGGCGUGCGGGGGCGCCGGGAGAUGGCGAGACGCGGUUUCCCUCGUGCGCGAGAUGACGGAGAAAGGGGUGCGGCCCAACUUGAUCAACUACUCUGUGGCCAUCUCCGCCUGCGCGAAGGCCGGCCGUCACGAGCCGGCGCUGGAGCUCCUGGCGGAGAUGAAGGACGCCGGGAUCAACCCAAACACCGUCACCUACUCCUCCGCCAUACUAGCGUGCUCGGCAUCCGGCCAAUGCGGUGAUGCGGUCGAUCUGCUUAGAGAUAUGUCGAAGAGGGGAAUGUCCCCCUCUCGGACAUGCUACGCCCCUGCGAUAACGGCGUGCGCGCGGGGUAGCGAGCCGGAUAUAGCGCUCUCGCUUCUGAGGGAGAUGCCCACGGAGGGGUUAGUCCCAGACGCGGUGUGUUACGCCGCGGCACUGUCAGCGCUGCGAAACGACUGCGACAACUCCGUGGCGGUUUUGAGGGAGAUGAGGGAUGGGGGUCUCGCGCCCGCGCCCGGCCUGUACGUCGAGGCGGUUAGGGCUUGCAGAAGAGUGACCAAGGAGGAAGAGAUUGAUAUGUUGAGUCGAACGAUCACCUGCGGCGACAAGGCGAUGCUGCACCCUGGGACACCCGAUGGUCGUCGCCACCACCCUGCCAUGAAGGAAGAUGCAAGGGUGAUCGUUUUGCCCUCCUAG